Messenger RNA from Linnemannia hyalina, 531 nucleotides. The record is from the annotation of a GenBank genome assembly. Lineage: Eukaryota; Fungi; Mortierellomycota; Mortierellomycetes; Mortierellales; Mortierellaceae.
AUGCCAACGACUUCCGCGACGUCGAUGCAAAAGAUUCACCCUCUGGGCAGUUUCGAUUCACUGAUAGAUGACGAUGACGACGAGAUUUCCAUCGUGCUCGACACCGUCAGUAUUCUCAGAACCGAUCACAAACCGACUAUCCUGAAUGAGGUUGAGUUACCAACAGAACUUGACCCAACAGACGAUGUCUCCGAUGUCUUUCCAAAGACACCACCCAAGAAAACGAUCCACGUUAUCAUCCGGCGCCCUCCUUCAAUCCAUGCGCCUGUUCCUGUUCCACUCCAUGCUCGCAGCUCCACCCCUCUCUUAGACGACUCUCGCCGUGGCACGCUGCUAUCUGGCGACCUCCAUAGCGACAUCAAAAAGAUCACGGACAAGUUCUUUGCACCAGGGUCAGACGUGGCCAAAUUUCUCGACGCGUUCGUGGGAGGCCAAGGAGCACUGCCCACGACGACUGGGCCCAUUCUAGGUUUACCAAGUGCUCGGCGUCGCGGAUUCGGCCAUCCACCAGAGACUUUGUCCUUUAUUUAG